This is a messenger RNA of Plasmodium vivax (malaria parasite P. vivax), 1102 nucleotides long. RefSeq lists its product as hypothetical. The record is from RefSeq and is a predicted model, not a curated record. The transcript has a single exon. Bases 402 to 1010 code for a protein of 202 amino acids. NCBI's taxonomy places the organism in Eukaryota, Apicomplexa, Aconoidasida, Haemosporida, Plasmodiidae. Gene Ontology annotation, cellular component: nucleus.
ACCCGCUGCGUUAUCAUUUCCCAUAUUUCCCAUUUGGCAUUCCGCCUCACAAGAAACGCCUCUUCUUCCCACCCGAGGGGCAAACUAAUAGGAAGCCACUUCUUAAACUGCUAAACGGUGAAGUAGCUCUUCCCAUUUUGCAGUUUACCCAAAAUUUGGAGCAAACCUGGUGAUUAAAAAUACCGCCCAUGGUCCACGAAAAGAGAGGAGUGCGCUCGACAGAAAUUAAAAAUUUUUAUCAUCACCAAUGUUAAGCAUAAGCAACAAAGGAGAGUAAAACGAAAUAGGGAUGACCCAACAGGGUACGACAAGAUAACGUAAAAUGAAAUGCUCUCCCCAAACCGUAGCCGCCAACUUGUGCCCUUCCCAAACCGUAACUUCCAACUGGUGCCCCCCCCAAAAUGAAGAAGAGAAGCCUCUUUUCAAGCAAAAACCGCCACAUAAAGAACAAAAACUACCUUCGCAAGAAGAACAAAUAUUUCACGGACCAGAAAUUUCUUCGGAAGUUCAAAAAGCUUGCGAAAUCUGAUGAGCCAAAGAAGGAGUUGGUUCGGAGCGACCCCAUAAAGGACUUCUUCUUCACGCCGGAGCGGGCCCACCGGGAUGCGCAGCAGGGAGAAAACACAGAAGAGGGGAAAGAAACGGCGCCACAGGUAGACACAGAACCUGCCCAUGGAGAGGACAGCCAAGACGACCAAAGGGAGGAUUCCCCAGUAAGCACAAAACGGAAGAACAGCGGCGAGGGUGAAACGAAAACAGAGCAACACAAGAAGAACCACGGGAAGCAUGUAAAAUCUGUGUACAGCAAAGAAAUUAACAUAGUUUCGCUGAAAAGGAAAGAGAGAGAGCUAUACGUGAAGGAGAAAGAAGCAGCCAUGCAGAAAAGUGAACAAGAAAAAAAAAAAAAAAAAAUGAUAAGGAUUAAAAAGUUUAAAAAAUUAAAUAAAAAAACAAAGAGGGGUCAGCCAAUCAUGAAGAACUUGAUAAAUCAUUUGUUAAAAAAGAUAUGAUUUUUUUUUAACCUUUUUAGUGUCCCGUGGGGAGUAAUCCUGACGUUGCAGUGCAGUAGUCUCUCUCCCCCGUUCCCUUUUUUUUUCCCCCC